AUGUUACGUUUUGGAUUGAGUCCUGUUAAGCGCAGUGUUUUGUUGAGACCCCGGUACUUUUCGUUGAGCAAGUUUGCUUUGAACGAUGCCAAGUUACCAGGCUCCGAACAAAACGCCGAAAAGCCAAAGAAGAAGCCUUUGUCGAGACUGCCAGUUGGAGGCUCUGAUUACUCACAGCAGACGCUAAAAAGAAACCCUAUUGAGUUCCUGACAUGGAAGGCUGUGGUUGUGUUUGUUGUAUUUGGAUCUGCUUUGACUUACGUGUUCACCAACGAGAAGGAAAAGUUGAAGUUGCGUAGAGAAGCAGAGCAGAACCGUGGUGUUGGAAAACCACUUAUUGGUGGACCAUUCAACCUGGUUGACACAGACAACAACAAGUUCACCCAGGACAAUUUGCAAGGUAAAUUCUCCAUUAUUUAUUUCGGAUUUACCCACUGUCCAGAUAUUUGUCCAGACGAGCUGGACAAGCUUGGAUUAAUUUUGGACGGGCUGAAAUCAAAGCACAACAUUGACCUCCAGCCUAUAUUCAUCACGUGCGAUCCAGCUAGAGACAGUCCGGAGGUGAUCAAGGAGUAUUUGAAGGAUUUCCAUCCGUCCAUCAUUGGACUGACAGGAGACUACGACAACGUUAAACAAUGUUGCAAGAACUACAGAGUUUACUUUUCAACCCCACGGAACGUGAAGCCAGGUCAGGACUAUCUUGUUGACCACUCGAUCUUCUUCUACUUCAUGGAUCCGGAAGGAGAGUUCAUUGACGUGUUGGGCCGCCAAUACGACGCAGAUCAGGCCAUCGACAAAAUCAAGGCCAACAUCUCGGCGUACCAGCCUCGGGCAGAGAGAGAAAAGGCCAAGCAAGGAUGGUUGGGAUUCUUGUAUAAAUGA
Molecule: messenger RNA, 882 nt
Organism: Ogataea philodendri
Lineage: Eukaryota; Fungi; Ascomycota; Pichiomycetes; Pichiales; Pichiaceae
Exons: 1
Coding region: 1-882 (293 amino acids)
Biological process (GO): intracellular copper ion homeostasis; mitochondrial respiratory chain complex IV assembly
Cellular component (GO): mitochondrial inner membrane
Molecular function (GO): copper chaperone activity; copper ion binding
Source: RefSeq, a predicted model, not a curated record